CAGUAACUGAUAUAAUACGUUAAGUCAUUCAAACCACUGAUGCAAUGCAAUUGUUAGUAUUGCAGUACUACUAGUAAAACUAUUUAAAAUUUUAGGAUUUAUUUAUUGAUAAAUACUGAUUAUAAAUUAAAAACGGUACUUCUUUGUAUUGGUAGAAACUGCUAAUUAGGUGUUACCUGGAAUAUCGUGUGCAGUUCUUGUCUUAAGAGGAUAUUUACUUACCCGUUACCGGAGAGAGUUCAGAAGAGGACUCCUAAGAUGAUUCCAGGAAGGAAGCGUCAUGUUAUGAAAUAGUUACUUUAAAUGGACCUUGAAGAUGGAACUGUAGAUAUAAUGAUUCUGAUGACAAUGUAUAGACACAACUGUACCUUUCUCAAGAUUCAUGUAAAAAACAUGGUUGGAUUAUUUAAAGAUAACUUGGUGUAUAUGAACAUUUUGUGAUAUGCAUAUGAAGAUAUAUCUGUUUUGAAAACAUUGACUCUUUCACUUGUCUUGAAUAUUUAUGUAUGAAUAAUAUUAUUUUGCAAAUGAAAUGCUGUUUCAAACUAAUUUUCAGUAUAGAUUAUUAUCAAGAGUGUGGACUUGUGAAUAUGCAAAAAAAUGUAAUCAGCCUUUGUAUACAUUAACUAAAUGCAAAAAUAUGCAUCGAUAUUCAACUUGGUCAAAACACAUGAUUAAUUCAUCUGAACAAAAAAUGUAUUUUCUAAAACAAUAUGGAAAUAUUGUUAGUUACAGUUCUUGUUCAUUUAAUGUACUAGGUAAAGUAACCAAUAGUUUGGGGGAGCCUACUGAAGUUCUACAAUAUAAUUUUAAUGGUUAUCAAAAUGAUGCAAAUAAAGCUCUCAACAUCAAAAUGGAAUCAUCAAGGAAUUCUAAACUAGGUAAACAGUUUAGAAACUGUAAGUCUGUUGAUCAAGUGUUAGUUUUGUUUUCAAGUACAAAAGAGAAACUUAUAGUUGAAGAUUUUGUUGCUUGUUUGGAAACAUUAGGCCAUCUUUAUUUAAAACAGCUUAAAAUGUAUUCGUGGGCUUACUAUAAUAAUGAUAAACUUCUCUGGAUUCAGUCAGAUAUAAAUUAUGAAGCCAAAGAAAUGUUUGCAUCUAUUCUUUGUUGCCCAGAAUUUAAUGAAUUAUGUAGACUUCUGGAAGAUUUAAUUCACACGUUGUCUGAUUCUGAUUUAACUUCAGUAACACGUUCAUUAUUUUUUUUGCAUCCUUCUCAUGGAAAUCGGACUGUCAUGUGUCUUGUUAACGAGUGUCUGCUACGAUCAAGUAAUUUUGAUUUAGAAAACCUUGUGAGAUUUGCCGAGAUUGGAACCUUUCUUCGUCGUAAUGGUUUUCCAGUUUAUAGUAAAGUUUGCAAUAGGUUGACCCAAAUUUUGGAGGAAACACCCAUAAGUUCCAUAAACUUGGAGCACCUUGCAAUUGUAGUAAACAGUAUUGGUUAUUUCUGUUCAGAGAAAUUGUUAAAAUGCAUUUCUGGAAUAGUAGUGACCUCAGCUUUAAAAUCUAACUCUAACCUUAAUCCUUCAACCAUUCUUCUUUUCUUGGAAGUAAUUACUAGAUUUGUUUCUGUACCUGAUCAAAAUUUUCUGAAAGUUACUUGUGAUAUACUUUCAGACAAUAGUGAAAACUUGUAUACAUGGCAGUUAGGGACAGUUUUAAGAUUCCUAAGAGUUGCAAGAUUCCAAGAUGAUAAUUUAUUAAGAGUAAUAAGGAAAACUGGAUUAGAAAGACUUAAGCAAGGAUUAUUAAGAUCAAGCGAUUUAGUAAGUCUUUUAAAUCUUUUUGACCUAUGUGGAUGGAAUGAAGAACUUAGGACAGAAAUUGAAGAGUUACUUAUGCUACAUGUUCAGGAUUUUGAUGUUAUUCUUCUAAAGCAUUGUGCACAGAGCCAGUUCAUGAUACACUGUGAGAAUCAGCAGGUUUUGGACAAAUUUAGUGAUAGAGUCUUAACAAAACUUCCAGAUCUUCUGAAUGCAAUUUCUUGCCUACUGAAUGUUCUAAGUUUUUAUUCAAAAGCUCGUUACCAGAAUCCAGUCUUUCAUUCAGAGCUAUCUCAGUUUUUAUUGAAACAGAUACAGUCAAACCAAAUAACUUACCAGCCAAGUCAUCUAGCUGUUUUCUUUAAGUAUAUGCUAGCUUGCUUGAGCCAAAAGAGAGAACUUCCAACUGUAUUAAUGAGUGCUGUCUCCAAUAUGCUAUCACAGUUUGCCUUCACUGAUGUAAUUUCAAUAGCUAGGACAUUGAACUUCAAGACUGUGGUUGUGCCUUCCAACAGAUAUAGACAGAAUUUAUAUAUAUACAAGUCCCUUCAACAGUGUGUGCUUCAACAAUUGUCAGAAGUCCCAAACAUAAAUAUCUUAUGCAUGUUGAUAAAAGUUCUCUUUGUAAAAUCAAAUUUUGGCUACAGAUUUGAAUAUGCUGAAAUCACAAGAGCUUUUGAGGGUCUUAUAUCUACAGUAGAUGAUAAUAGUUUCAAUUCAGUACUUUUAAUACUUACAAGGCUGAAACUUUUUAUUCCAGAUGUAUUGGAACAUCUUGCUCAGUUUUGUCUGAAAAACCAGAGUUUAGAAAUGAUUUCUUUUAUGCUUCAAACAUGUGCCUUCUUUAACUUCAAUUCAGAGAAGAGUUGUUUGCUUGCUGAAGAAUGUCUAAAGAUGUUGGAAAUUAGUAGCACUUUAAAUUUAGUUGAAGUAUUAGGUAUUGUAUAUAGCCUUGCAGUGUUAGAGAUCUUUCCAAAAGAAAUUAUCAAGAAAAUAUUUUCUAUGGAUUUCCUGAGAAGGCUAGAUAACUUCUGUGAAAAUCACCCACGCUUGAAAUAUAGACUACAUGAACAGCUGGAAAUCUUGAAUCGUAUUGUAGCAUUAGAGUGUCCUGAAUUAGACAUUCCUUGGUUUCAUGAACACUUCUGUCAGGAAUUGAGCAUCAUUAAAGGUCCUAAGAUUACAACAGAGAGGAGAGAUAAUGUGUUAAAAGUUCUUCCAGAUGUCCUUGGAGGCCAAGAAUUUUAUAGAACCAAUCAAACAACACCAUAUUUUUAUGACAUAGAUUUUGAAUGUGCUUUAACACCAUCAGGCCAACCAGUAUCUUUUAGAGAUUUAACUCCUCACAACAAUUUUUUGACAUCCUUGAAAAGAGUGGCUCUUGUAAUUCUUGAACCUCAUCACUACUGUGCCAAUGUUAACUGGAAGCUGGGGAAAACAGGUGUCAUGUUAAGACAUUUGGAAAUGCUGGGCUAUACAGUUGUGGAACUCCCUUAUAUGGAAUUGGAUUCUAUUAGUCAAUCCCACAGAGACCUCUUGGCCGACUAUCUCAAGACAAAGAUUUUCCAGAGCAUAUAGCAGUUCAUUUUAUACAAAGGGUUGAAAAGGAAUCUUUUAUUUGCAGUUCAACAAGCAGCUUCAUAACUUAUGGGUUAUGUUUGAUCUGCAUUUGAAUAACAAAUAAAAUGAUAAAUUGAAAAAUUUAGAGGUUACUGACUUUUUUGUCAGCCCUCCUAGCCAGCUUUUUAGCAUAAUAUUAAGAAUGUAGAGUGGUACAUUUAGAUGUGCAGUAAGUAAACAUUGGAAGGUUUGAGGUCAACUAGUAUAAGAAGUUUAAAAUAGGAUUUCAUAAAAGUAAGUUGAGCAUAAUUACCACUUUUUUAACAGUACAAAAUAAAUAUUUAUAAUAAAUUUUAUAAUUUUAUAUUUCCAUACCUGUAAGUAUUAUUAUAUACUGAAAUGCUUAAUCUUGAAUAUAUGAAAAUUGCAUACAUUCAGUGAUUUACGCAAACGAUACUUCAUCAUAAAUAAGCUAGCAGUUGUAUUUAUAAAAUUAGAAGCUAGCUCUUUGUGUGUUCUAGUAAAAAUAAGUUAUUGUGUUAUUCAGUUGUUCUCUUUUCUUUUUCAUUGAUUUAUUUAUCAACAAUGUACUCGCCUCAAGCUGACAAAAUUCUGUUUUUAGAGUCUUUGACUUAAUAUGAAUACUUUUUAUGAAAGUUGGCAAACUGCUAAAUAAAUUAACUUUUAAAUGACUAUGAUACGAUGUCAGGGUCACAGACUGAAGCUGCUUAAUGGUUGAUUGAUAUAUAUCUUGAAUUAUACAAAUAACUUUAAACUCAAAACUGUUGGUUAGAUCUUUAGAAAAGCAGUUAACUGCAGGUUUAUAAUUUGAAACCGAAACAUGUUAUAAUUUUUGUAAUGCCACUUUUUUUUACUCAUAUAGUAAGUAUGACAAGACACUACAGUUGAAGCAGUUGCUAAAUAUGGUUUGAUGUUAUGUAGAUUACACAGCAUCUAAAUCAAAACUGUAAUUCUGAAUAAACUAAAUGAAAUAUAAAUGUAGUUUAAACUAACCUAAUACAAAUAUAACUAGUUAUAAACUUUUCAAAACUUAAAGUAAAUAUCUAUAUUUCCCUGCACUUUAAGCUGUGGAUACCUUAUAAGUGUGACAGUGAAUCGCUUAGCAUUAGUGUACUGCUGAUUGGCUGCUUUCCCUCUGAUCAGUAGUUCAAAAGUAGGGAUAGUAAUAAAUAGCCUUAGCAGCUUUGCCAUGAAUACAAAUCAGUAAAAUCCAACAACAGUGUGGAUAGACCUAAUCUUUUUAUCAUGUAAAGAAUUUGCGAUAACAUUGAAAGUGAUUUUGUGAUAUACAUAAAUCAUUGAAUGUUAUUUUAUAUUACCAGAUUUUAGUCGAUACAUUAUUACAGUUAAAGCGACACAAUGUAGUUUUUAGUUGAUUUAAACUCUAGAUGUAUAAGAAAACUAUUUGUCCAAAGAAGUUUUUAUUAACAGUUUCCUAUUCAAGUGAGAAUUAGGAGAAUUUUGUUUACAGUUGACGUUUGGUUAAAGUAACCACAGUAAUGUAUUUUUUCUAAAGAAGGUUAUUAACAUCAUAUAAGAUAGACUUAACUACUGGUUUUCUUUCUGUACAUAUAUCUGUUUUCAAAGAAUGUACCUGUAUAUAUUGGGUAAGAGGAAAUAUGAGUUUCACUCUAGAGUUGUUUUGAUUUAGGAAAUUUCAAUUUGUGAUAAUCAUUUAAAUUUUACUCAUCAAAACACCUGCAAGUCUUUGUGGAUAAAAUAAAUAUAAAAGCUGAAUACUUAAAAUUAAUGUUAAGAGUGUAGUAGACAGCUUGAAUGAUGGUAGACUGGAAAAGCUAUACUUUAUUUAUAUUUUUAAUCUUGAAAUGUUUGCAUGAAGAACCUGAAAGGUAAACAGAAGAGUUUAAAAGAGAAAUGGAAACAUUUGACAAAAGAAAAAGAGAGAACAAGUUAAGGAAUUAAAUAGAUAAUAUUAGAUAAAUGAAGAAGGUAAUUGUUAUCUCCAGUACAAUGAACAUAAAACACCAACCUAUUUAAAUGAAACUUUUCAAAUUGAUACACAAUUUCAACAAUAAAAAGCUAAAAAAAACAAACUAUUAAGCACCAUUAAUGACUUAGUCUAGCAAUAAAAACUUUUUACAUGUAUCCUAUUCAAGUGUAUGACAAUUUUAUACUUCUAAUCAAAUAACUUCUACCUCAUCAUUUUUAGAGAAUAAGGUUUUUUAAAUGAGGCAUCACCAUAGCUUUUCCCUGUACGUUUUCCAGUAAAUCAGUGUAUGAAAACCUUAAGAAAAUAGUUAUUUUGAGAUGAUGCUGUAGGUAUCAACCAUGUCCAAUUUGUGUUUAUUCUUCUCAUGAAUGGAUUAAGUGUGAUGAAUAAUGAACCAUCUACUUGAUAGAAUCAGUUAGUUACACUGAACAAGAUUAUUUACAUAGAGGCCUGAAUAACUACCAGUCAUUAGUGUGUUUUGAUUUCACUUGUAGAUUGACUCGCAAGGAAAAAGUUUAAUGCAUAAACUGAAUGCUAAGAAUAAAAAAAGGUGAAACUUGCUGAUUAUAUUAUGCAAGUGUGCCUCCAAAGAAAGUAAAAGUUUUGUCUUCUGAUCAGUUUGGUAAAUAGAUAUACAUCAAGUUUAACUGAAGAAGGAGCACUAUAGAAUAAGUUGUUCCACUUGCUGCAAAACUGAAGUCUGUCAAGAUAACCAAUGAACAGCUCAGAAAAUUGACCUUAAAUAUCAAGAAUCAUUCUAAGAGUGAAAAGUGGCAUUUACUUGUUGCUUGGCUAACUUUCCCAUGAGAAAGGAGUAGUCAUUUUGCAAUCUUGUAUUUCAUUGGCUAAAGCUAGAGAAACAUAUUAGUCAUUGAAACAGUUUUGUCCUAGUUGUCAGACAGUUUGUAGUCAGUCAAAUAAACAGUAUUAUUUCAAGUUCAA
Limulus polyphemus (Atlantic horseshoe crab) is the source of this 6239-nucleotide messenger RNA. RefSeq names its product FAST kinase domain-containing protein 1, mitochondrial-like. NCBI's taxonomy places the organism in Eukaryota, Metazoa, Arthropoda, Merostomata, Xiphosura, Limulidae. The record is from RefSeq and is a predicted model, not a curated record. Gene Ontology annotation, biological process: regulation of mitochondrial mRNA stability; mitochondrial RNA processing. The coding region runs from base 533 to 3343 and encodes 936 amino acids. Gene Ontology annotation, cellular component: ribonucleoprotein granule; mitochondrial matrix. Gene Ontology annotation, molecular function: RNA binding. The transcript has 7 exons.